Melanaphis sacchari is the source of this 555-nucleotide messenger RNA. RefSeq names its product UPF0729 protein CG18508. Bases 201 to 470 code for a protein of 89 amino acids. The transcript is spliced from 2 exons. The record is from RefSeq and is a predicted model, not a curated record. NCBI's taxonomy places the organism in Eukaryota, Metazoa, Arthropoda, Insecta, Hemiptera, Aphididae.
GUGCUACAAAUCUAAAAUACUUUUAUUUAUAUUUUCGUAUUUCUUGUUGAUAAGAUAAAACAAUAGUUAUUUUCUUCUUAAAAGUAGCAAGUAUACAGUAGUAUUUGUUGUCUUCAAUUGAGUGUGUCAUAGAUUAACACAAUUGUCUGUGAAUCUUCGUUUACAUUUUUUAAUCAAGACAGAUAUCUUAUUCUUAAAUAAUGGUUUGUGUACCAUGUGUGCUUGUGCCAUUGUUGCUCUUCUUAUGGGGUAUUAUCAAGCCUAUGUUAAACUGGUUCAGAACACCAGUUGAAAAUUCUGAAGACCAAAAUAAUGCUGGCGAUGAUCAAGUUUGCUCAUUGCUAUCAUCCUGCCCGUGCAUUAAUAAAAACAAAAAGUCAACCGAGGAUCAAGUAAACAAGACAAACACGAGUGAAACAUCACUCAAAGAACCACUUGAAACAUCUGAUACUGAUAAAAAGAAUCUUUAAACAUACAUACUAUUACAGUAAUUUAUUAUAAGAAUGAAUUUUGUUAUAAUUGUGAUUGAUUGAAUUAUUUUGUGGUUUUAUUAGU